CACUCUACCAAGUCUACCAUACAAAUGGAAACAGCCUCCCCAUUAAAACCAAUUCUCGCUACCAAUAUCUCCCCGGAAUCCUUACAAAACUACAAAGAGGAAAUAUCAACUCUUCCUCAAGAAACCGGCUGGACUCCUUUCCAGCACGAGCCUCUUUGAUCAUACCAAGGAUUUUGGUUCUCUCGUUCCAUCUUGGAAGGAGCCAUGCAUGCUCGAGAUCACUUCCAGGCUCAACCCAGUGACAUUUUCCUGUGCAGCCCACUUAAAACGGGCUGCACUUGGCUUAAGGCCUUGAGUUUCUCCAUUGCGACCAGAACCCAGUUCGACAAUUCCACAAGCCCUCUCCAAAAAUGGGUGCCCCACGAUUGCAUUCCCUUCUUGGAGCAUGGUGAGUACUCAACUGCACCAGGGCCAAGAAUCCCACUCUUUGCUACCCACCUUCAGUAUACGUGCUUGCCUAAAUCAAUAAUAGAUUCAGGUUGUAAAAUUGUCUACAUCUGUAGAGAUCCAAAGGAUACGUUUGUUUCAAUGUGGCACUUCUUUCAAAGGAUAACAAAAUGUAACAGUAAACAAGAACUAGGUGAGGGAGACUUGAUUCCUAUAGAGGUGGCCUUUGAGUUUUUCUGCAAAGGAAUGUCUUAUUAUGGACCUUACUGGGAGCAUGUGUUAGGAUAUUGGAAAGCAAGCCUGGAACGCCCUGACAAGAUACUUUUCUUGAAGUAUGAAGAUAUGAAGAGAAACACUGAAGUAUGUGUAAUGAAACUGGCUGAGUUCUUUGGGUGCCCUUUCUCUUUGGAGGAAGAAAGAGAAGGCACGGUACAAAAGAUUAUAGAGUCAUGCAGUUUCGAGAUUUUGAGCAAUCCAGAGGUCAAUAAGAUGGGAAAGCUAGUGAGGAAGAACAGGUUUGUUGAAAAUAAUGCAUAUUUCAGAAAGGGAAAGGUUGGAGAUUGGAGGAAUUAUCUAACAGCUGAGAUGGGGAUGCGCCUUGACGACAUCAUGGAGGAGAAGUUAAGUGGCUCCGGGUUGACCUUCCACAUCUCACCUCAAGAAUGACAAGAAAAAAGUGAAAAAGGAGAAGAGGUGGUGCAAGGCCAUGGAAACGAAGGCUAAUUUUAAGAGAA
Messenger RNA from Theobroma cacao (cacao), 1121 nucleotides. The record is from RefSeq and is a predicted model, not a curated record. Lineage: Eukaryota; Viridiplantae; Streptophyta; Magnoliopsida; Malvales; Malvaceae.